Theobroma cacao (cacao) is the source of this 2292-nucleotide messenger RNA. RefSeq names its product BTB/POZ domain-containing protein At2g24240. Lineage: Eukaryota; Viridiplantae; Streptophyta; Magnoliopsida; Malvales; Malvaceae. The record is from RefSeq and is a predicted model, not a curated record. Gene Ontology annotation, molecular function: protein binding. Gene Ontology annotation, biological process: protein homooligomerization.
AAAAGCAACAAAGUGAACCCCACUAGAGCCUACUUGAUCUGCAUAAAGCACAACUAUUGCCCGGACCAAUGGAAAGACUCAGAGAGGCAAGGGACAGACGUGGAAGAAGAGAGAGAAAAACAUGGAGAAAGCAAUGUGAGAGAGAAAAGUCACAAGCAAAAAAAAAAAAAGGUCCGAGUCAAUUUAUUUGAAAAUUCAGACGCUCCAAUUCUUCAAUUCUACUUCACCAAAUUCCACGAAAUUUAAAACCCGGCUGUAAAAACCUUUUCUUUCCAAUACCCAGAUCUAAAUUUUCCUCAAUUUGAUUCAAUUUCUCUCAUUUAAUUCAUUUCCCCUGUUUCUGUUCGAGCAGAGCAUCUCCUCUUGUUAAUCACUGUUCGAGUUGAGCUUUUUCUUCAUCUUUCAAUUCCUAUUGCUUCGUGAUUAGCCUCUCCUAUCGUUGGUUCUUCUUUUGAUCUUAAAUUAUCUUAGUUUUAGAAAAUUCUCCAAAAUUUGAGGAAAAUUAUCUCAUUUUUCCCUCCCCUGAAAUCCUCUGCCUUGUCCGCUUCCAAACGCGCAAUUCUCAGACCAAAAUCUCAAACUUUCCUGUGCUUGUCAGUCUGGGAUUCUUAAAAUUUUGACAAAAAUCCAAUCAUGGGAAUCCAAAAAGACAUAGUCAAAUUCAAUGUAGGAGGCAGAAUCUUUCAAACGACAGCUACAACACUCGCAAACGCAGGCAGAAAUUCGUUUUUCGGUGCGUUAUUUGACGACAAUUGGAACUUACAACAACAACAGCCAAACAAUCGUCAAGAAUUCUUCAUCGAUCGAAACCCUGACUGUUUCGCUAUCCUCCUUGAUCUUCUCCGCACAGGCGAUCUCUACAUUCCUUCAAAUGUCCCCGAAAGGCUUCUUUACAAGGAAGCCACGUUUUAUGGCUUAAUUGACCAUGUUCGUUCGGCCAAAUGGGGUCCCUUUGAUGGUAACAGGUUAAAGCUGUCUAAGUCAGUAACAGGGCGAGCCCCAGGGGAUGGAACCGCCAUCCGAGCUGGUCCUGAUGGCGGCUGCUGUGUGGCUCAUGGUAGCAUGGUUCAUGUUUUUGAUUGGAUGUUAGAAGAACACCCGCCAAUCAAUCUUGAUUACCAGAGAGUCAACGACAUUGGUUGGGUCAACCCUGAGAAUGUUUUGAUAAGUGCUUGUGAAAGGUUAGGGAGAGGAGAUGGUGGGAUGGGUUUGUUUAGCUCAUCUACUGGAGAUUUGAGAUAUAAGUUUAAUGUUGUUCAUGAUAAUCAAGUUAAGAGUUACACUGCUGGGGCUUUGAGUUUUAGUCCUGAUUAUAAGAUUUUUGCUAGUUGUAAAGGGAGGAGCAAUGAAUAUGGGAUUGGGGUUUGGGACCAAGUUACUGGUAAACAGAUUGACUUUUUUUAUGAGAGUCCUGGCUGGUCUCUUGGUGAUGCUGAUAAACUACAAUGGUUGAAUGGGAGUAACUGUUUGUUAGUUGCUACCUUGUUUCCUAGAAAGGAUAACUGUUAUAUUAGUUUGCUUGAUUUUAGAGAGAAGAGAAUGGUCUGGUCUUGGUCUGAUAUUGGUGCUCCUUUAACCGUUGAUGAGAAGAGAGUGAGAGAUGCUAUUGCAAUGGAGGAAUGCAACUCUGUUUGCGUAGUGAACGAGUAUGAGGAUUUGGGGUUCAUGGAUUUGAGGAUCAGCGGAGGAAGUGUGAGGUGGAGUUCCAGAAGUAAAUUGAUGAAGGGGAAGAUGCCGGAUGAGCCCUGCUAUCCCAAAUUGGCAUUGCAUAAUGGGCAGUUGUUUUCGUCAAUGAAUGAUUGCAUUUCUGUGUUCUGUGGUCCUGAUUGGGUGUUAACAUCAAGGCUUCGAAGAAGUUAUGGGGGCUCAAUCUGUGAUUUUUCGAUUGGUGGUGAUCGUCUCUUUGCACUUCACAGUGAGGAAAAUGUGUUUGACAUAUGGGAAACUCCACCACCGCCGGUCAUAUGAUUCAGGUCAUGGUUUGAUUACUGUAGCAGUGUUUCUUCCGUUUUCCAUUUUUAGGUAGUAGAACAUAGAGGAUGAACUUACAAUUAUAACAAAUAUCAUAGGCUUAGGCAAAGAUUACAGAGUGAUAGUUGAAGUCAUGUUUGUACAGAGUUUUGCUUCCUAUUUCAAAGAAAUGAAAAUUGAUUGCUAAACUACCAGUACCAGAUAUUGUAGAAAGCUAGAAGUUCUAGAGAUUGUAAAGUGUUUGCUCAUCAUUACAGAGGAAUGAAGUUGAUAGCUCAACAAUCAUAAGUUAAAAUUUCUCUUCCUGCUUAGAGAUACAUC